Messenger RNA from Pteronotus mesoamericanus, 1688 nucleotides. RefSeq names its product carnosine dipeptidase 1 (gene CNDP1). Gene Ontology annotation, cellular component: cytosol. Gene Ontology annotation, molecular function: dipeptidase activity. The transcript is spliced from 11 exons. Gene Ontology annotation, biological process: proteolysis. The record is from RefSeq and is a predicted model, not a curated record. Lineage: Eukaryota; Metazoa; Chordata; Mammalia; Chiroptera; Mormoopidae. The coding region runs from base 22 to 1488 and encodes 488 amino acids.
CUGCUGCCACUCCUCGGAGCCAUGUCCUCACCGCCCGCCGGGCUGGUCCAGAAGCUCUUCCAGUACAUUGAUCUCCAUCAGGACGAGUUUGUGCAGAUGCUCAAGGAGUGGGUGGCCGUUGAGAGUGACUCGGUCCAGCCCGUGCCCCGCCUCAGACGGGAGCUGCUCAGGAUGACGGCCCUGGCCGCAGCGGCGCUCCGGCGCCUGGGCGCCCGCGUGGACCUCGUCGACUCGGGCGCUCAGCAGCUGCCUGAUGGUCAGACCCUCCCGGAACCUCCCAUCAUCCUGGCCGAACUGGGGGCUGCGCCGCAGAAGCCCACCGUGUGCUUCUACGGCCACCUGGACGUGCAGCCUGCGGCGCGGGCAGACGGGUGGCUCACGGACCCCUACACGCUGACGGAGGUGGACGGAAAACUUUACGGACGAGGCGCGACGGACAACAAAGGUCCUGUUCUGGCGUGGAUUAACGCCGUGAGCGCCUUCCGGGCCCUGGAGGAAGACCUCCCCGUGAACGUCAAGUUCGUCCUGGAAGGGAUGGAAGAGGCCGGGUCUGUGGCCCUGGAGGAGCUCGUCAAGAGGGAAAAGGACGGGUUCUUCUCCACCGUGGACUACAUCGUGAUCUCCGACAGCCUGUGGCUCAGCCAGCGGCCUGCGCUCACUUACGGGAUGCGCGGGAACAGCUACUUCACAGUGGAGGUGAAGUGCAGAGACCAAGAUUUCCACUCAGGAACCUUUGGCGGGAUCCUCCAUGAGCCGAUGGCCGAUUUGGUGGCUCUGCUCGGGAGCCUCACCGACUCCUCUGGCCGGAUUCUGGUCCCUGGCAUCUACGACCACGUGGCUCCUGUCACAGAAGAGGAAAGGGAGCUGUACGCAGCCACGGACCUGGACCUGGGAGAGUACCGGGCCAGCGCCCAGGUCAAGGACUUCCUGUUUGACACCAAGGAGGAAAUUCUAAUGCACCUGUGGAGGUACCCGUCUCUCUCCAUCCAUGGGGUUGAGGGCGCAUUUGAUGAGCCUGGGAUGAAAACCGUCAUCCCUGGCCGAGUCACAGGCAAGUUCUCCAUCCGGCUGGUCCCCGCCAUGAAGCCGCCCGUGGUGGAAAGGCAGGUGAAGCAGCACCUCCAGCGUAUCUUCUCCGAAAGAAACAGCUCCAACCAGAUGUCUGUUUCGAUGGUGCUGGGCCUGUGCCCGUGGAUCGCCAGCGUUGACGAUAGCCAGUAUCUCGCCGCAAAGCGAGCCAUGGAAGCAGUGUUUGGAGCAGAGCCAGACAUGAUCCGCGAUGGAUCUACCAUACCAGUUGCCCAGGUAUUCCAGGAUGUCCUCCAGAAGAGUGUGCUGAUGCUUCCGCUCGGCGCCGUGGAUGACGGAGAGCACUCCCAGAACGAGAAAAUCAACAGGCGGAACUACAUAGAGGGAUCCAAAGUAUUCGCUGUCUUUUUCCUCGAGAUGGCUCAGCUACACGGAAAACGGCAGGACCUUCCAGCUUAGCUCAGACCAAGGGACAUAUCCCCCCUUCCAUCCUUCUGGACAGGAGUGGAAUAGAAAUAUCUGGAAAAUUUUGGUCAAGAAAAUGAUGUUUUCCCUCCCAUUUAAAAUAUCUUUGGACAUCUGGAUACUAAUAUAAUAUCUUAAAGGCACAGACACUGGGCAUGGUUUAAUGGUCCCACUGCAUGUCUUUCUAAAGUCAC